AAAUUAUAAAGGAGGAUUAUGUUAUACAAUUAAUUAGAUAUUUAGUAGUUUUAGCGGCAAUAACAAAGAGAGCUCAAAUUCCUUUUUCUUCUUGGUUGCCUGCAGCAAUAGCAGCUCCUACACCUGUUUCUUCUUUAGUUCAUUCUUCUACAUUAGUUACUGCUGGGGUUUAUUUAUUAAUCCGUUUUAAUUUUUCAUUUAGUAAUAAUUUGAUAAUAAUUUUAUUAUUUAUUUCAUCAAUAACAAUAUUUAUAUCAGGUUUAGGGGCUAAUUUUGAAUUUGAUUUAAAAAAAAUUAUUGCUUUAUCAACUUUAAGACAAUUGGGUUUAAUAAUAUCAAUUUUAGCUUUAGGAGAGUAUAAAUUAGCAUUUUUUCAUUUAUUAAUUCAUGCAUUAUUUAAAGCUUUAUUAUUUAUGUGUGCUGGUAAUAUCAUUCAUAAUUUAUUUAAUUGUCAAGAUAUUCGUUUUAUAGGAGGGUUAGUAAAACAUUUGCCUUUAACAUGUACUUAUUUAAAUAUUUGUAAUUUAUCUUUAUGUGGUUUACCUUUUAUAUCUGGGUUUUAUUCUAAAGAUUUAGUGGUUGAAUUUAUAUCAAUAAAUUAUUUAAAUAUUUAUAUUUAUUUAAUUUUUUAUAUUUCUAUUGGUUUAACCGUAUCUUAUAGAUUUCGUUUAACUUAUUAUUCCAUAAUUGGGAAUUUUAAUUUUAUAUCUUUGCAUAUUAUUCAGGAAAGAAGAAUAAUUAUAUUAAAAGGAAUAAGAGGAUUAAUUUUAUUUGUAAUUUUUAGAGGCAGUAUAUUUUCAUGGUUACUUUUUUCUACUCCUUAUUUUAUUUGUUUAACUUUUUUUAUAAAAAUAUUAACAUUAUUUGUAAUUAUAAUUGGUGGAUGGUUAGGGUAUGAAUUAGCUAAAUUUAAGCUUUCUUAUCAAUUAUUAACUUUAAAAUUUUUAACUUCAAGUUUAUUUAUAAGUAUAAUAUGAAAUAUACCUUAUUUAUCUACAUUAGGGGUUAAUUAUUUGCCUUUAUAUAUAGGAAAAUUAUAUUUAAAAAUUUUUGAUCAAGGCUGAUUUGAAUAUUAUGGUGGUCAACAAAUAUCAAAAAAUUUAAAAAUAUUAACUUUAAUACAAUUAUUUUCAAUUAAUCAUUUAAAAAUUUAUUUAUUAUUAUUGAUUUUUUGAUUAAUAUUUUUACUAUUAAAUAUUUA
Messenger RNA from Diorhabda sublineata, 1201 nucleotides. Its product is annotated as NADH-ubiquinone oxidoreductase chain 5-like. The record is from RefSeq and is a predicted model, not a curated record. Lineage: Eukaryota; Metazoa; Arthropoda; Insecta; Coleoptera; Chrysomelidae. The transcript has a single exon. Gene Ontology annotation, biological process: electron transport coupled proton transport; ATP synthesis coupled electron transport. Gene Ontology annotation, molecular function: NADH dehydrogenase (ubiquinone) activity. The annotation marks the transcript as partial.